AGCGACGAUGCCGGGCGCGCCGCGUCUCUCCGCAGGCCACGGCCGCGGCGUCCCGGAGUCCCGCAGCCCAGGCGCCAUGGAGCGGCCGGCGCCCCUGGCCGUCCUGCCUUUCUCGGACCCUGCGCACGCCCUGAGCCUGUUGCGUGGCCUGAGCCAGCUCCGCGCCGAGCGCAAGUUCCUGGACGUGACCCUGGAGGCGGCGGGCGGGCGCGACUUCCCCGCGCACCGCGCCGUGCUGGCGGCCGCCAGCCCCUACUUCCGCGCCAUGUUCGCGGGCCAGCUGCGCGAGAGCCGCGCCGAGCGCGUGCGCCUGCACGGAGUGCCGCCCGACAUGCUGCAGCUGCUGCUCGACUUCAGCUACACGGGCCGCGUGGCGGUGAGCGGCGACAACGCCGAGCCGCUGCUGCGCGCCGCCGACCUGCUGCAGUUCCCGGCCGUGAAGGAGGCGUGCGGCGCCUUCCUGCAGCAGCAGCUCGACCUGGCCAACUGCCUGGACAUGCAGGACUUCGCCGAGGCCUUCAGCUGCGCGGGGCUGGCGAGCGCGGCGCAGCGCUUCAUACUGCGCCACGUGGGCGAGCUGGGCGCCGAGCAGCUGGAGCGGCUGCCGCUGGCGCGCCUGCUGCGCUACCUGCGCGACGACGGGCUGUGCGUGCCCAAGGAGGAGGCCGCCUACCAGCUGGCGCUGCGCUGGGUCCGGGCCGACCCGCCGCGCCGCGCCGCGCACUGGCCGCAGCUGCUCGAGGCCGUGCGCCUGCCCUUCGUGCGCCGCUUCUACCUGCUGGCGCACGUCGAGGCCGAGCCGCUGGUGGCGCGCUGCCCGCCCUGCCUGCGCCUGCUGCGCGAGGCGCGCGACUUCCAGGCGGCGCGCUACGACCGCCACGACCGCGGGCCCUGUCCCCGCAUGCGCCCGCGCCCCUCCACGGGCCUCGCCGAGAUCCUCGUGCUCGUGGGCGGCUGCGACCAGGACUGCGACGAGCUGGUCACCGUCGACUGCUACAACCCGCAGACGGGCCAGUGGCGCUACCUGGCCGAGUUCCCUGACCACCUAGGCGGGGGCUACAGCAUCGUGGCGCUGGGCAAUGACAUCUACGUGACAGGCGGAUCCGAUGGCUCCCGGCUCUACGACUGUGUGUGGAGGUACAACUCGAGUGUGAACGAGUGGACGGAGGUGGCGCCCAUGCUGAAGGCCCGCGAGUACCACAGCUCCUCUGUGCUGGACGGACUGCUGUACGUGGUGGCCGCCGACAGCACGGAGCGCUAUGACCACACCACCGACUCCUGGGAGGCCCUGCAGCCCAUGGCCUACCCCAUGGACAACUGCUCCACCACCGCCUGCCGUGGCCGGCUCUAUGCCAUUGGCUCCCUGGCCGGCAAGGAGACCAUGGUGAUGCAGUGCUACGACCCCAACACCGACCUGUGGUCACUGGUGGACUGUGGCCAGCUCCCGCCUUGGUCCUUCGCCCCCAAGACCGUGACUCUGAAUGGACUCAUGUACUUCGUCAGGGAUGACUCCGCCGAGGUGGACGUGUAUAACCCGGUGAAGAACGAGUGGGACAAGAUCCCGUCUAUGAAUCAGGUGCACGUGGGGGGCAGCCUGGCCGUCCUGGGAGGGAAGCUAUACGUCUCUGGGGGAUACGACAAUACAUUUGAACUCUCGGACGUGGUGGAGGCGUAUGACCCAGAGACUCGGGCGUGGAGUGUGGUGGGGCGGCUCCCAGAGCCCACCUUCUGGCAUGGCAGCGUCAGCAUCUUCCGCCAGUUCAUGCCCCAGACCUUCUCAGGCGGGCGCGGCUUCGAGCUGGACAGUGGCAAUGACAUAGACGCAGGCCGACACCGGCCACCGCAGAACCCAGAGGAGCUGCACUAGCCCCGGCCUGGCCCAGUGAGGGCCUCGGUGCAGGUAACCAUCACCUCCACAGGGACAGUGACCCCUCCCUCGUGCCGAGCACAGGCUCUGGGGUAGCUGAAGGAGCCUUAGGAUCCAUCGCCUGGAUGGUUCCUGUGCUUUUGGAACCUGAGUCACAGCUGCUGGAGCCAGAACAGGUUGUGAAUGCCCCCCUCUGCUGAGGAGCCACCUUGCUGCCAGAGGUCACCCCCAGCCUGCAGCCCCCCAGCUGACUCAUGCACCACACACCCCUCCUGCUGCUGCCGCCUGCGCCUACUUGCUCCCACAUUGGGAGAGGAAGACAACGUGGGGGUGACAAGUGAAGGGGACGGGGCCUUCCAUGAGGCGCUGAGAACGGCCU
Messenger RNA from Microcebus murinus (gray mouse lemur), 2246 nucleotides. It is a transcript of the gene KLHL21, whose product is annotated as kelch like family member 21. NCBI's taxonomy places the organism in Eukaryota, Metazoa, Chordata, Mammalia, Primates, Cheirogaleidae. Gene Ontology annotation, molecular function: protein binding. The record is from RefSeq and is a predicted model, not a curated record. Gene Ontology annotation, biological process: protein ubiquitination.